GUGUAUCCCCCAGUUGGCUCUGACUGCGACAUUUUCGGCUUUUAUUUUGUGGCAGCUUCAGAGUAAUCAAAAUUUCGAUUAAAAUUUUUAGAGAACACCUGUCCGCGUAGAGACCGAGCUCUUUAGUCCUUUACUCUUUGGCAGCCAUGGCCUCCGGCAUAGACCUGACCCGCGAAUGUCGGCACGUGUUCGAGCAGAUCCGGAAGCUGAAGCAGCACCGUUACGCUAUCCUUUCCAUUGAGGAUGAGCGACAAAUCCGGGUGGAGUGUCUGGGGGUGCGGGAGGCCGGCUACGAGGACUUUCUUGCCGAUCUGCUACGUCCUGGCCUGAAUCAAUGCCGGUUCGCCGUCUACGACUAUGCGUAUCAUCACCAGUGCCAGGGCACCUCAUCCACCUGCCUGAAGGAAAAGCUGUUCCUGAUGCUGUGGUGUCCUUGGCAGGCACGCAUCAAGGACAAGAUGCUCUACUCCAGUUCGUUUGCGGUACUCAAGCGGGAUUUCGUUGGUAUCCAGAAAUGCAUCCAGGCCACCGAGCUGGACGAGGCCUGCCGGGAUGCCGUAGAGGAGCAGCUGCGCUCGCUGGACAGGGACUAAAGAGUCAAAUGGGUCAAGUAAUAACUAUAUUAAUUUGUUAAUAAAAAUUAUUAGGUUUCAA
Messenger RNA from Drosophila bipectinata, 654 nucleotides. RefSeq names its product cofilin/actin-depolymerizing factor homolog. Gene Ontology annotation, cellular component: actin cortical patch; actin cytoskeleton; cytoplasm. The record is from RefSeq and is a predicted model, not a curated record. Gene Ontology annotation, molecular function: actin filament binding. Gene Ontology annotation, biological process: actin filament fragmentation; actin filament severing. Lineage: Eukaryota; Metazoa; Arthropoda; Insecta; Diptera; Drosophilidae.